GUCUCUCUGACUCCCGUCGUCACCAGGCUACUGAUUACACUGAGGCUUUGUUUCUGCUCACUUCCGUCAAGUGUGAAAUUACCGUUUAAACCGGACAGAUUCCGUUCAGCGGGUCAUUGAGUUUGAAUGCAGAGCACUAUUUUAGUCUUUACCAUUCCCGUGAUCUUCAAAGGUUUAUUUUAUCUUUCCUCCACUUUAACAAAAAGUAUGCUGUUGGAAAUGGUGUUGACAGACAUUACCUAAUGCUAGAAAUUGCUCACAGCUAAUUAAACAGUGGCGAGGAAGGUGUGACAGCAUAUCAAAUUAGAAAAUGACUUCCUUAAACAUGUAACUAAUUUCUCCAACAUCGGGAUUGAUUUUGGAAGGAACUUUUCAACGAGAUUUCUGUUUACCUUGCAUUAUUUUCCUUUUUAGUACAAAAUGACGUAGUGGUAUUAAUGUGGCUUAGUGAGCUUUUGUCAGUUUGGGCGGAUUAUAACAAAAGCUUUUAAUUGACUUGACUUGAAGAAGCAACAUGGAUUUUGACAUUUGAGAGGCUGGAAUAUCCACCUUUCAAGUGAGUCUUAUUUAAUACUUUAGAUUGAUCAGAAUUAAAUCAAAUUAAUGUCAAGAACAGUGGUGGGACGACUGGCGCAUGAGAAGAUUAAAAAGGGAUUUUCAUGAAACAAAACAUUAAUACUUUGCUCUAAGUUAUGGUAUCCCUGACAACAAACCCUGCCUCUUGAAAUUAGCGAAGACCUGCAGACUUUUAGCAGCCAGCACCCUCAAUUAUGGAACGUUUCCAAUGGCCAUUUGUGGAACUCGGCGAUUCCAUUUUCCGGCGGCUGCCGUUUGGCCUUGCCCUGUGGCUGAACCUUGACCUCAGGUAACCCCUCCCACCUGCACACUGCGGGCUCGCUCGUGGCCACAUGGCUUCUCUCUCUCUCUCCCUCCUGUGCAUGUCCUGACAUACCAAGAAACACCAGGGGAGGGAGGAGACAAAUAAACCUCAAACAGGAAAAACCAGAGCGCACCAGAGACGGGUAGACACACAGAGGGAGGUUGUGCGAGUUGUAGAAGGGCUGAAGGCACGAGGAAGGAAAAGCGAAUUUCAUGCCACGGUUGCAGUUUAGGAUCGAUGCUCAAAUUCUUAAGCGAAGCGAGAUAGAAACUGCGAGGAGGGAAGACUGUAGCUUUCGUUAAAAAAAGAUGGAGGCGGCCUCCAUCAUCAGAGGAGGGCUCCACGAAAUCCCGGAGAGCAAGGCGGAGCGCUGACAGCCACGGACCGAGCCGCUGAAGAGGUGAGCCAUUAGCUGACUCAACCUUUACCGCACUCGUCUCCUUGUCAGAAUAACGCCUUGAGGCCUGCAGGGGGGAGGACAGCCAGCGGUAAUGAUCGCCUGAUGCAACGCUUUCAGAAACUCCGUUCCUCUGUGUGAGGAAACACCACGAGCUGUCACAAAACCAGAGGCGUCACCUGCUGCAGCUGCGCCUAAGGGUCAGGAUCGGGGGGGGGGGGGUCACCGGAGGAGCAUGGGAUGCGGGGAGCCGAGCCGCGAGCCGUCCCCCGGAGUCCAGGCGCCCUGGAACAAAUGAGUAGCGGCGGAUUUCCCAGCUUGCUCCAGGGCCGGCGUUUCUACUGCCGGGAAUGGGCCCUGGACAAGCUGCGGCGCAGCCUGGACAGCCGCUCGGUGCCGGGGCAGCCCCCGGGGCUGCUGGUGACGGGGGGCCCCGGGGCCGGGAAGAGCGCCUUGUGCGCAGAGGUGGUAUGGCCCACCUCCAAGGGAGGGCUGGCGGCGGGGCUGGCGCCGCGCUGCCUGGCCUUCCACUUCUGCCAGCGGGAGGACCAGAGGAGUUCUUCGCUGUGGAGGUUCGUCCUGGGCCUGGUGGAGCAGCUGAGGGCCUCGCCUCUCCUCCAUCCCGCGUACAAAGAGAUCCUCAGCAGCCCUCCCAUGACCUCUUGUUUGGAGCCAGCCGCCUGUCAGAGAGACCCCGACGACACCUUCAAGAGAGCAGUGUUGGGACCCCUGUUGGACCUCCCUCCUCCUGCCCAGACUCUGAUGCUGUUGGUGGACUCCCUUGACGUGGGGUACGGGCCAGGCGAGGGGAGUGGGAGGAGCUGCUCCAUUGCUCAUCUUCUGGCCGCAAAUCAACACCUGCUGCCCAGCUGGCUGCUCCUGGUCUGCUCCGUCCGCCGCCAAAACAAGACUGUGUGCAAGAUGUUCUCAGGCUUUCGUAGGAUCCCCCUCGAUGAUCUUCGCAAACCCCCACCAGUCCGUGACGUGCAGCAGUACAUCCUUUGUCGGCUGGAUGAAGACGCAGCACUUCGCCGCCAGCUCACUCCUGACACGGCCGACAUGCUGAAUCUGCUGCACAUUAAGAGCGGCGGCUGCUUUCUCUUUCUCGAGCGCGUGUUGGAUGGUGUGGCAGGUGCACUGGUGGGUCUAAGGGAGAUCCGGGACAUCCCCGGGACUCUGAACGGCCUCUACCUGUGGCUGUGCCAGAGACUGUUCCCCCGGGGGCUCUUUGUCUUUGUCAGGCCUCUCCUCAACGUCCUCUUGGCUGCCGCGAGGCCCCUAACCCCUCAGCAGCUUUUCACGGCAACAUGGACACGUGACACCUCACUCAGCACCCAGGACUUCCAGAACAAUCUCCGAACACUCACGCCUCUCCUGAUCGACGGCCCUGGGGGAACCAAACUACUUUUUCAUGCCAGCUUUGCGGAGUGGCUGACGGACGUAAAGUAUUGCACACAGAAGUACCUGUGCAGCAGAACAGAGGGUCAUAGUAUGCUUGCCAUGGCUCUGACUUUGCAGGGACCCCACCUGGACGUUGAGGACACUUGCCAGCUUGCCACAUAUUUAGUUUCGUCAGGUCACCACAAAGAUAACCCCUCAUUAUUGGCCCUGUGGAUGCUAUUGGCAGGUGUACCGGCUUUAACUCCUCGUGGAAGGAUUUCCCUCACCACAUCCAAAACCCGGCCUCCUGUUCUAGUCAGUCAGGAAGUACUUCAGCUGCUAAGGAGUACUGGGCUCACCUCUGAAGGCUGUGUUUCAGAUGGAGACCUAGGCGUUGGAGUACAUUGUACAGGUGAAGAAGGAAGUAGUUUUAGACAUGCAUUUGAAACGGACGUGUCUGUAAAGAAGCUUCUAGGCUGUGGGGACUCUGUAAAUCCGCCUGGUUCAACCGAUGAUCAUUUCUUACUUUCCAGUGUGGCCCGCGAGGGUUCCGCAAAUGUAGCCAAACUUCUCCUGUCACGCGGAUGUGAUCCACUGGUCAGUGACCAACAGGGUCAAACGCCGCUCACUCUGGCUUCCAGGCAGGGGGAUGUGAAAGUGCUGUCUGUGCUCUUGGACUGGUCCAAGAGCCAGGGGCCGGAAACUGCCGCGCGGAUGAUGGAGCAUGUCGACAACGAAGGCUGGACAGCGCUGCGCUCUGCAGCUUGGGGAGGACACAGCGAGGCCGUCCGCCUUCUACUGGACGCAGGAGCAGAUGUGGACGGAUGUGAUGCUGAGGGUCGGACUGCCCUCAGAGCCGCCGCUUGGGGAGGUCAUGAGGAAAUCGUCCUGACCCUGCUGGACUAUGGGGCACAGGUCGACAAAGCCGACAGCAUGGGCCGCACGCCGAUCAUUGCUGCUGCGUAUAUGGGACAUUGCGAAGUGGUGGAGAUAUUACUGGACCACAAAGCAUUAGUUAACUUAGCUGAUGGAGAUGGGCGCACUGCUCUGUCAGUCUCGGCCCUCUGCGUUCCAACAGCAGCUGGGGUCAAAGGUUAUGGUGAGGUAGCAAGUCUGUUACUGGAGCGGGGAGCAGAUCCAGGACACAGAGACCAUGAUGGAAUGACACCAUUGCUUCUUGCAGCCUACGAGGGGCAUGAUGACAUAGUUGAGCUUCUGUUAGAAGCCGGUGCCGAUGUUGAUGAGACUGCUGGCCCUAAUGGCAAUGUCCCUGCAGCAGCGGCUGUUACUCCCCUUCUCGCAGCUGCAGCAAUGGGCAACAUGAAGACUGUUUCCCGGCUGCUUUUCUGGGGAGCGGCUGUGGACGCCAUUGAUUGUGAAGGCAGAACGGCACUCUGCCUGGCAGCAGCAAGGGGCAGCGUUGAAGUCGUCCGAGCCCUACUGGACCGUGGUCUGGACGAGAACCACAAGGACGACCUUGGUUGGACUCCACUGCACGCUGCGGCUUGUGAAGGCCAUCGGAGUGUGUGCGCAUCUUUGACGGAGCAAGGCAGCAUGGCACGUGUCGGAGAGAUGGACAUUGAAGGACGCACCCCUCUCAUACUGGCCGCCCAGGAAGGUCACUGGAGUACCGUCAGGUUGUUGUUGGACAGACGUUCUAGCAUUGAUCACAGGGCGUACGAUGGACAUUCUGCCUUGAGUGCCGCCCUCCUGGAGGGGCAUGCUGAGGUUGCCGAACUGCUCAUGAGGCGAGGGGCUGAUACAGAUGUCCGGGACGCAGAGGGAAGGCCUCUGCUCUACCUGCUGGUGUUGGAGGAUCGCCUUGAAAUGGCCAACCUUAUCAUAGAGAAAGGAGGGGUGCCCUUGGAGUCCCGAGACUCUGAGGGCCGUACAGCACUUCAUGUGGCUUCCUGGCAGGGAUGUCUGGAGAUGGUAGACCUGCUGCUAAAGAAUGGGGCCAACCCCAAUGCGCAGGACACAGAGGGGAGACCACCAAUCCAUUCAGUGGCAUGGACAGGACAUGUUGAAGUAGGACAUCGUCUCCUUGAAACCAUUGGUGUCGUUAUAGACCUGCCAUGUCACCAGCGGGCAACAGCUCUCGGCAUUUCGGCCCAGGUGGGACACGCAAACAUUGUUGCAUUGCUUCUGGAAAGAGGUGCAAACCCCAAUCACAUGGAUAAAUAUGGCCGUAGUCCAGUAAAAGUGGCUAGGAAACAUGGCCAUUUUAACAUUGUCAGACUCUUGGAGAGCUACGGAGCAAAGCCAUACAUGGGCCAGUUGUCUAGUUCUAGUACAGUCUCACCUUCGAAACCCAACAAGAUCCUCUCACCAGGUAUCUUUGAGAGUAAUGGAGGUGAAGGGACAGCUGCGACCUCCUCCUCUUCUGUGUCUUCUCCCGGCUCCACUGCCGAACGAUUCCACUCCAUGCAGAGCUCCCAAACCUCAUCCACCUGCCACUCGAUGGCUACGGUUCAGACAGUUCCAGCUGACAGCCUCAGUUUUAUCCAGCAAAUCCAACAGCACUCACUUCCCCGCAGUCGUAGCCGCCCCUCCACCUUGCCCCCGCCAGGGAGCUCGGGCAUUGGCAGCCUCCAUGGAAGCAGUCAGAGGCAUCCCAAAGGCAGCCCUCCUUCCACUGUUUGCACAGUCGCCGCCAUGGUGCACAACAGCAAACUGCCUCAGAAAGGCUUGUCGUCUGGGCUUGAAUAUCACGACAAAAUAAACAAACAAAACUCUAACUUAAUCAAAGCCGACAGGACCACUCACACUGGCGGCAAAUGGAACACAGUGAUGGCUUCUCUUGGGAUAAUGCCAGGACAAGACAGCCCUGCAGUAGAUGCUAACAGAGAAAGUCCUCCUCUGGGGUACCCAUACAGACUACAGAGCCCACUUCAAAGGGAGGCUUGGGAUUCUCUACCCCAGAAGGACAUUGUGUCACCCGCUUGCUACAAUUUCAGCCCCGCCCCACCUGGUAGUGCCUUGUCCCAGGAUGUUAUGGUUGGCAUGACAACCACAGACCCGCAACUCAAUCUGAAACAGGCCAUCAAACUACAAUUUGAAGGGCCCACCAGUGCAGCCUUAUACAAGAGAGAGACGCCCCUUUGACUGGAUUGACAUCAACAUAUUGGGAUUUAGUCAUAUAAUAAAAAAUAUGUAUAUAUUUGCAAAUCAAUUAACAAUGUCGCAGUGUGGUUUACCAAAACCUAAAUAGUCUCUGGCAGUGCUAAAAUUUAAGUUGCAAUGACAAAAUCUUGUCUCUGUUUUAGGUAAAGUUGGACAUUUUUGCAGUUCAAAGAUGAGGCAGUUUUUAGUGUGUACAAUGACUGUCUGGGUUCAGCAGGGAGGAAGUGAUCUCUCUCCCCUUCUGAAAAUCAGAGGAAGAGCUAACUGAGUGACAUCAAAGCUUACAUUCCGGCCUUUCCGUCGCUUGUUGAAUGUGUUGAGCAGGGCUCUGACAAGAUCAUGUUUAUUCAUAUAAAGUCUAUGGACAGUAGAACUACGUCAAAAGUUUGGGUUAAGAUUUAAACCAUUUAUUUUCUAGUAAAUAUCUCCUUUAAGAAGUAAACUACUUCUUUCGAGCUUUAGGUUCAUGCCGUCAUCUUUUUUGAAGUAUUUGAUAUUUACUAUAAACUGGCCUUGACUCUGACGACCAAAAACAGUUUGCAGAAAGGCAAAACUACCAAAGCUGACCCAGUGGGGGGUUUAUGAUACAAACCAUUACAGACAUCCAAGUGUACUGCACAGUGUGUCUGUCUGUGAGCAGGCAGGAAGGAGUGAAAUUUGGACCAUAAAAGCUGGGGGCGGUUUGUGUGAGUUUUUUUCAUUCCAAACUUGUACAUUCUCACAGAACAAUUUCUACUUCUUUAUCAUUUUUGUAUUGGUUGACAUUUAAUUGCAGUCAUUCAUUCAUUAAAGUGGUGAGCAGUGCCAUAAAACCUGU
Gasterosteus aculeatus aculeatus (three-spined stickleback) is the source of this 6597-nucleotide messenger RNA. RefSeq names its product ankyrin repeat domain 50-like (gene ankrd50l). Gene Ontology annotation, molecular function: protein binding. NCBI's taxonomy places the organism in Eukaryota, Metazoa, Chordata, Actinopteri, Perciformes, Gasterosteidae. The record is from RefSeq and is a predicted model, not a curated record.